Molecule: messenger RNA, 402 nt
Organism: Lotus japonicus
Lineage: Eukaryota; Viridiplantae; Streptophyta; Magnoliopsida; Fabales; Fabaceae
Exons: 1
Coding region: 1-402 (133 amino acids)
Source: RefSeq, a predicted model, not a curated record
AUGGCCUCCGGCAUAGGGCAUGCGUUCCCUAGUCACUUUUUUAUGCCUGCUCAGCAGAGGUGGGUGAGGUGGUGUCCUACGCUCGAGCAUAGUGUCCUUGUGAAUGUUUGCGGGAGCGUCCUGGGUGUUCCAAGGAGAGGUGGCUUCGAUGGAUAUCUCCGUAGUUUUGAUGGUGACUUGUUAGCGGGCUUCUAUGGCUUCCGUCCUGAUCUUGAUAUUCUCCUCUUGGAGUUGUUGGUCAUCUACCAUGGCUUAGCCAUGGCGUGGGACCCGAGGUAUAGAACUGUGGAGUGUCAAUCUAAUUUCCUACAUGCGGUGGGCUUAGUGUUGUCUACUCCAGCUUCCCGGCACAUGUAUGCAUUGCUGAUUUGGGAUAUAAAGGACUUGUCGGACCGUCUCUAG